ACCUCACAGUGAGCGGAUCGAGUUUUGCGGGUUUCGAGAGCUCAAGAUGAAGUCGCGCUCGGUGCUGCCGCUGCUGUUCAUCGUUUGGUUUGGAUUCCCCGCUGAUUGCGCUGGUCAAAGCUAUGCCGUAAUAGCACCGCGCACGUUGCGACCACAUUCGGCGUACGAUGCAGUUGUGGUUAAUGUUGCCCCUGAAACGCAACACUUUCGGUGUGAGAUUGUUGAUGGCGAUAACCACGUGGUGCGCUCAACGGCCAUUAGUGUACCUUCCAAGGGAAUGGAGAAAGCCAGUCUCAACAUUGGCCAACUGGAUCGGCCAGGAAACUAUCGGCUCGAGCUUUGGGACGGGGACAAAAAUGUGCGCCUCAACGGAACGUCCCUGGAGUAUGUUGGGCGCAGUUACACCGUUCUAUUUCAGACCGAUAAGUCCAUCUACAACCCGGGCAACACAAUCCGCUUCCGGGUUGUGUUUCUGUCACCGGACCUGCUGCCUGUUGUUGCCGGUGUAAAUUGCAGCGUUUCUAUAACCGACUUGGACGACGUAGAAAUAAUACGUUGGAGCGAAGUGAAGCUGCAGAGUGGUGUAUUUGAAGGAUCCUUUGCGCUGGAUUCGGAUCGCCAAUGGACGUUUGGAAUGUGGACGAUAAACGGGCUGAUAAACGGGCAAGUGGGCAAGGAAAGGUUCUACGUCGAGGAGCACUCCGUGCCGCCAUUCAUUGUCGACCUACAGAGCACACCGAAUCCGUACUUCUACUGUGGGCAGAAGGAAAUGGUGCUAAAGUUGACCGCAAGUUACCCCGCAGGUGAUCCGCUACAAGGCAAUGCCACGGUUGUGGUACGAGCCAACUACAACAACUAUCCCAGUCAGACGAAGGAAGUACAGCGGAAGCAGUUCGGGUUCACCGGUACUGCCCGUGUGGUGUUUCCCAUGCCAAUUGUUGCUCCCGACUGUCAGGAGGAGCGGACCGUAUGGUUCGAUGUAACGGUUCGCGAUGGGGUGACGGGAAGGAUUGAAAAUGUGACACGAACCUUCACCGUGCACCAAACGCUGUUCACGAUGGAGGUUCUAGAUGGGGCCAACAACUUCCAUCCCGGUCUGGCUAUGCAGCUGAAGGUGAGACUGGCUUCGAUCGACGGGAAACCACUGGACCGGAAAUCGGUCGCCAUCUUGUACACGCUUCAGGAGGAGAACCACGAAGCGGAGCCGGUGGUGAGCACAGUGCGCUACCUUACCAAUAGCCGGGGGAUCAUACGGCUGUUCAUCAACACAACCCUGGAUACGGUGGCCGUGAACGUGGAUGGAAUUUACCUCAAUCACACUUUCUCGUUGGUAGCGGCUGAUCCGAUGUACGAAAACAACGCGAUCGACUACCUCACAGCUCACACGGAUCGGGCAUUCUACACACCUCACCAGGAGGUCACCGUUUUUGUGCGCAGCAACUUUAUGUUCCAGCGUCUCUUCUUCGUGUGCUUCUGCCGUGGGUGGAUCGUGUGCCAUCACGGUGUGGUCGAGUCGGAAAGAGCGCAAAAACAGCAUCGCCUCAAAUUUCAGGCAUCACCCCUGAUGGUGCACCAUACGAAGGUGCUGAUGUUUACGAUCCAGCCAGACGGGAGAAUUUCGAGCACAGCGGUACGGGUACACUUUCGGCCAAUGUCUUCCAGUGCGUUAAAUCUCACAACCAGCCCGACGGGCAGGGAUCCACACGAAUACAGGAUCAGCGUUAGUGCUCCCGCCGGCGCAUUCGUUGGGUUGCUGGGAGUGGACGUACGGGCCAAGCUAGUAUCGCCUAUUGAAAAUGAUCUAACGUCGAAAAAACUGGACAAAGCGUUGCAGUCCCCAAAGCCGAUUUACGACGGUUUGUUCCUGUACAACAGUUUCAGGAGCGUUGGCGCGGAGCUUCUUACGAAUGGGUAUAUUCAGGAUGUUGGAUCUGUGCCACAUUCGUUCAUGCGAGAUUCCAUUAGCCCCACCGAGGACAGCACAGAUGGGUCACAUUUUCCCGACACGUGGCUCUGGGAAUCGUUCAGGACGACAACUUCCAGCCCGAACGUCACCAUCGACAAGCGGCUUCCGGGCACGAUCGGCACCUACUCCUUGACGGCAUUUUCCGUGGACCCUACCAAUGGGUUGCAGUUUUCAAAGCCCAUACAAAUUCAGUCUACGAAAAGAGUUUUCGCCGAGCUACGCGUACCGGAUGCAAUGAUCGUGGGGGAAAAAACGAUCGCCCACUGUUUGGUCCACAACGACGGUCCACAGAUUACCAUCACCGUCGACGUGCGACCAAGGAUGCAAAAUUUUACCUUUCUGCUUGGCGAGGGGGCCACGGAAAGCCUACCGGUGGAGCUGCGAAUGGACCGCCCGGGAAUUCUGCUGGUGGAAGUCGUCGUGAGAAAUACCGAUGGAGACGUGAUCGACUCGGUGAAGCAGUCGGUUGCGGUGCAUUCUGUCGCAAAACACUAUUCGAUCGUCGGGGCUAAAAUUAUAAGACCCAACUCCGAGUAUCGGGUGGUGGUCACGACCUUUGAUGUGACCGAAACGAUCCAGUUUCGCGUAUCGAUAGCUGCGCAGGAUAACAUUUUGGCCACCGAGAACGUAACGCUGAGUAACAAUGAGUCACGGGUGAUAAGCUUACCGAUUGGUAACAUUCCCGUCAAUAGGUACGAGCUGGUGGCAGAGGGAUUGUCUGGCAUUGUCUUCAAGAAGAAAGUGGAUUUGCAGUACGAUAACAAGUUCUGCUCCGUGCUGAUUCAAACGGAUAAAUCGAUCUACAAACCGGGAGAUACCGUCCGUUACCGGGUGCUGCUACUCGACCGCAACAUGAAGCCCUCCUUGAACGAAAGCAGCAUGAUUUACAUUACCGACGGCCAAAGCAAUCGGAUCAAACAGUGGACCAACGUGGACCUCGGGGGCGUUGGAGUUUUUGAAGGCGAGCUACCACUUUCCACCGAACCCGUACUUGGCACGUGGAACAUUAACGUCGAAGUGCUGGGAGUGAAACAAUUGAAACCAUUCGAUGUGGACGAGUACGUUCUGCCGACGUUCGAUGUUACGGUUAAAUCUUCUGGCUACACAACCGUAGAGGACGAAUCUCUGCUGGUGACGGUCAAUGCAAAGUACACCUACGGCAAACCGGUGGCCGGAGAGCUGACCGUCACUGUAAAGGCCCAACAGCAGCAGCAUCUUUUCGGGAAUUGUACUCCAACAAACCUUUGCCAGAAAGUGGUACAGACCGAUGGCAAGUCGGUGGUAGAGUUUCAUCUCAGGGAUGAAUUGAAGUUGGAGACAAUGCACAUUCGAGACUUCCUAGUGGAAGCAGAGGUACGCGAACAGUUGACCGGGCGUACUCUGCGGGGUUCGACCGACGUUAAGAUUCACGAAGAUCGCUACACCGUUACCUUGGUGGAAGAAAAGAAGUACGUUCCGGGACUGCCUUACCAUGCGUCGCUUAAGGUGGCGAAUCUCGACGGUAGCCCGGUGAAGGAGCCGUCCAUCAUUGUGUUGGUACGAAACGGUUCGAAAGUGCAGCUCAAAAACUACUCCUUGGACGUGAGUGGUUCGAUUAGUCUGGACCUGAACCUGGACAGUAUGAAUUUUAAUUACCUACGCAUUGAGGCACUGUACUGCGGAAAGUCGUACGAGUUGCAGGGCAUUCAAAAGCCAUUCGAAGACAAGGAGGCUCAUUUGAGAGUGGGCGCCAAGGACAAGGAGCCGGUUGCCGGGAAGGACAUGGAGCUAGAAGCUGUUAACAUCAGCCUACCGUCAAUGUGCGCGAUGGUACCCCGGACGAAAGUGGUAGUUCACUACGUGAGCAACGCCGGAAGCGUCAUUAGUGACAAUGCAACCGUAGAGUUUCGUAAUAUCUUCGAAAACCAUAUACAAGUCGAUCUCUCUCAUGAAACCGCCAAACCUGGGGAUGCGAUCGACAUCAGUGUGAAGGCGAAGGAAGAUUCGUUCGUCGGUUUACUUGCCGUUGACCAAAGCGUUCUCUUGCUUAAGUCGGGCAACGAUAUUACCAAGAAGUGUUUCACGAAGGAGUUGGAAGCGUACGACACGUCCUCCGAAUCCUCGGGCGGUCCAUUCCGGCGUUAUUAUGAUAGACAGAGUUUUCCGGACUUUGAGGAUGUUGGCGCCGUCUUCAUAGCGAACCCUCUGGUUCCUAAAGUAUCACCAAACUCAAUGGGAGGUGGCCAACUGUUUGGAUGCGCUGCGCCAGCAGCCAUGGCUUUCAGCGCUCCUGGAAUGAUGAAAAUGCGCAUGAUGGCAUGCGAUAUGCAGAUGGAAUCGGCGCACGUGGCAGUGCCGGAAAAGGAGCCCACAAUCAGAUCAAACUUUCCCGAAACAUGGAUCUGGGAGAGCAUACAGAAAUGCAAGGGUGACGGUGAGCGGAUCAGGAAGAUCGUUCCGGACACCGUGACCUCGUGGAUCAUUUCCGGGUUUUCGCUCAGCAAAACCUACGGCCUCGGUUUGAUGGAAGCACCUGCAAAGAUGAGCGUGUUCCUGCCGUUUUUCAUUUCGAUCGAUCUACCUUACUCGGUCAAGCACGGCGAAACCGUUCGCAUUCCCGUGGUCGUGUUCAACUAUCUGAACGAGGAUCAGACUGCGGAUGUCAUUUUCUUUAACAAAGAUCAAGAAUUUGAGUUCGUGUCGGACGACUCGGAGUCGCGCAUUCACGAAGAACAUCACCGUCGUCUGCAGGUAGCGUUGCCGAAGGAUGGCGGCAAAACGUUAUCGUUCACGGUCAAACCGAAGAAGGUGGGACACAUUACGCUGGAGAUCACGGCUACUUGCGCCCUCGCGGGUGACGGCAUCGAAAGGGAGCUGCUAGUCGAACCGGAAGGAGUGCCCCAGUACAUCAACAAGGCCCGCCUGGUCGAUCUCCGAUCGGAAAGCAGCGUGGCGCAAACGUUCGAGAUCGAUAUUCCGGGCAACGCAGUGCCGAACUCCACCAAGGUAGAAGUGUCCGUGAUCGGUGACGUGCUGGGAUCAUCGAUCGAGAAUUUGGACUCACUGAUUCGCAUGCCGUUCGGCUGCGGAGAGCAGAACAUGCUGAACUUUGUGCCCUGCAUCGUCGUAUUGGAUUACCUGACGGCGUGCAGGCGGCUGACGUCGGAGCUGGAGGUCAAGGCGAAAAAGUGCAUGGAAGUCGGCUACCAGCGGGAACUGACGUACAAACACGCGGACGGAUCGUUUAGUGCCUUUGGUCAGUCCGAUGAGCGCGGUAGCACCUGGUUGACGGCGUUCGUGGCCAAAUCGUUCCUGCAGGCGGCCAAGUAUAUCGGCGUUGAAAUGCCGAUCGUAGAGAGUGCACUGGAGUGGCUCAGCAAGGUACAGACGGCUGACGGAGCUUUUCCCGAGGUCGGAACCAUCUGCCACAAGGACAUGCAGGGUGGUGCCGCCGGCGGACUAGCCCUGACGGCCUACACCGUCCUGGCAUUCCUCGAGAACCGUCAGCUGGCGGCGAAAUACGCAUCCACCGUGGACAAAGCAUUCACGUACAUUGGGCAACAGGUUGAAAAGGAGUGUGACGUGUACUCGUACGCUCUCGUGGCCUAUGCCCUGCAGCUGGCUGAUCACAAACUAAAGGACGGGGUCAUGCAGAAACUCGAAAGUAGAGCGACCGCCGAAGGGGACAUGAAGUGGUGGAGUAAACCACUUCCGAAACAGGAAGCGAACAAGGCGCUAGAGUGCUGCUGGAACCGUCCCUGCUCGGUGAACGUCGAGAUGAGCGCCUAUGCACUGUUGGCGUCGCUGCUAACGUCCUCCGGGUUGGAGGGUUUGCCCAUCAUGAAGUGGCUGAUUUCGCAGCGCAACGACAAGGGUGGAUUCCAGUCGACCCAGGACACCGUGGUCGGGCUCGAAGCAUUGGCCAAAAUGGCUGCCAAGGUUUCCUCGUCAGAGUCCGACGUGACGGUCACGGUGAAGGCAGCCGACGAUGUAGAGCGAAGCCUUACCGUGAACCAGGAGAAUGCGUUAGUGCUGCAGAAGCACCAGCUUCCGGAAACGGUCAGUGCGAUCACGAUGACGGCCAACGGAACGGGAUGUGCUCUCUUCCAGCUGUCGUACAAGUACAACAUUAAGGAUGUCGUGAGCAGUCCGCGUUUCACGUUGCUUCCAUUGGCUCGGAAGGGAAAACUGGAAAGCUGCAUCGAUCUGUCCGUGCGGACCAGCUUUGUACCGACCGCAGACCAACCGGUCUCCAAUAUGGCCGUCAUGGAGGUGGACAUGCCGAGUGGAUUCGUCGUGGAGCAGGAUUCGUUAAAACCCCUCAAGGAAGGCACCGUGGUUAAGAAAAUCGAAACCAAGCGCGGCGAUACAACGGUGGUGCUGUAUUUCGACAACAUAGGGGUGACUUGUGUCGAGGUCACACUGGCCGCUUUCCGUAAACACGAGGUGACUAACGCGAAGCCUGCCAACGUUAUUAUCUACGAUUAUUACGACAACACUCGCUGUGCAAGAUCGUUCUACGAAGUUGCCGCAUGAUUAAUACAAACCGACAAAGAAAUACAUUGUGAUCGAAGCACAACGCACAAGAAGCCUUUCGAUGAUUGUUCUAUCGUCAAUAGAUUUAAUACCG
Molecule: messenger RNA, 6575 nt
Organism: Anopheles bellator
Lineage: Eukaryota; Metazoa; Arthropoda; Insecta; Diptera; Culicidae
Product: CD109 antigen-like
Exons: 21
Coding region: 47-6481 (2144 amino acids)
Cellular component (GO): extracellular region
Molecular function (GO): endopeptidase inhibitor activity
Source: RefSeq, a predicted model, not a curated record